Balearica regulorum gibbericeps (East African grey crowned-crane) is the source of this 2093-nucleotide messenger RNA. The record is from RefSeq and is a predicted model, not a curated record. NCBI's taxonomy places the organism in Eukaryota, Metazoa, Chordata, Aves, Gruiformes, Gruidae.
UGCCCAGAGGCAACGUGCCCUGCUCUGAUUUUCAAACCUGUGAGCAAAUGGAUUGCUUUGAGAACGGAAAGUUUUGUACUCAGACGGGUUCCCAGCAGCACAGGGACAGCAGUGGCUGUCAGGUGAAUGACGCUGACAGACCUGUCAAACGUCUCCGACGGAAGAGAAGACUGCUUCUGGAGUCUGAGGAUGACGAGGAAAAUGCAGAUGAGGAUGAGGAGAAGAAUAAAUCAAAUAAUAUGAAAAGCCGCAGAAACACUAAACCAAUAAAACAAGCUGUUCCUGGAAGGAAGAAGGUAUGGAACUGGGCUUCCUACUUAGAAGAGGAGCGGAUGCCAGCUGCUCCCCUAAAACUGUUCAGAGAGUAUCAGUCAUUCCCACAAGGCCGAAAUGGAUUUAAAGUUGGAAUGAAAUUGGAAGGGCUGGAUCCUGAACACCCCUCUCAAUUUUGUGUUCUCACAGUGGCUGAGGGAGAGCUCCCCUCAUUAUAGGUACAAGGGUACAGAAUGCGAUUACACUUUGAUGGUUAUCCAGAGUGCUAUGACUUCUGGGUUAAUGCUGAUUCCUCAGACAUCCAUCCUGUUGGCUGGUGUGAAAAAACAAGUCAUAAGCUGCUCCCUCCUAAAGGUUUCAAGGAGGGAGAAUUUAAUUGGACUUCCUAUUUGAAGAAUUGCAAAGCUCAAGCAGCUCCAAAAAGCCUUUUUAAGACUCUCGGCACUCCUGUCACACCCUCUGGUUUUCGUCUGGGAAUGAAACUAGAGGCAGUGGACAAGAAGAAUCCGUCGCUGAUGUGUGUCGCAACAGUCAUGGACAUGGUGGAUAACCGCCUGCUAAUUCAUUUCGAUAACUGGGAUGAGAGUUAUGACUACUGGUGUGAAGCUAGCAGCCCAUAUAUUCGUCCUGUGGGCUACUGCCAAGAAACUGGAACCCCACUGACAACACCACCUGGAUACAAGGAUUCCAAAGCCUUCUCGUGGGAGAAAUACUUGGAAGAAACUAAUUCCCAGGCAGCCCCAGCAAGAGCAUUCAAACUGCGUCCUGCUCACGGAUUCCAAGUUAAUAUGAAGUUAGAGGCUGUGGACAGAAGAAAUCCCAUCUUGAUAAGAGUGGCAACAAUAGUUGACAAAGAUGACCAUCGCAUUAAGAUACAUUUUGAUGGUUGGGACCAUAAUUAUGAUUUCUGGGUCGAUGCAGACAGCCCUGAUGUUCAUCCAGUAGGCUGGUGUGCAAAAACUGGACACGCUUUGCAAGUCCCUCUAGGUGCUGCUGAUCGAGUGGGAACAGUGGGACAAGCGUGUCCUACUCCAGGCUGCCACGGUAUCGGUCAUGUCAGGGGACCACGAUAUGGAACACAUUAUACGUUGGUUGGCUGCCCGUAUUCUGAUGUGAACCUCAACAGAGAAAACCUGUUACAGGACCGCCUGAGUGGGGAGAGACCUUCCCCCAGCAGCAGCAUGCAGAAAGCCAAGAGGCUGGAGACUCCUGCCCCAUUUCUUUUGGGAGCAGGAGAGUCUUCUCAGGAGGACUCUCCACAAUCCAGAAAAUCUGCACAAGGCAGUGAAAAGUCAUGUCAAAGCAGCGUUCACAGUCUGUCGGAACAGUCUGAAAACAAUCAAGAGAGAGACUGGGUAGAAGAGGAUUCCUCUGCAGACAUCACAGCCAAACCAAAAAAGCUUGGGUGCUCACAUGCCUAUAUCAAGUUCCAGUUGGUGAAACAGGAAAACAAUGGCAAAGACCCUGAUUUGGAUCUCCAGCAGGCCCUCCACCAAUCCAUCUUCAUGCCUUCCCUGGCCUCUAACCCGACCCACCGCCUCCAUCUCUGCUGGGAGCAGCACUGCAAGCUCUUGCCAGAGGUCUCGGGCCUCACAGCCAAACACGUGGCCAAAUGGACUGUGGAAGAGGUGGUAAGCUUUAUUCAGCGUUUACCUGGUUGCAAAGAACAAGCAUCUGUUUUCAGGGAAGAGCAGAUAGAUGGUGAGGCCUUCCUGCUCCUGAACCAGAGCGACAUAGUUAAAAUACUCAGUAUCAAGCUGGGUCCUGCCCUGAAGAUCUACAACGCCAUUCUCAUGUUCAAGUCUGCAGAAGACAACUGA